AUGAAAUCAACCACCGUUGGAGAAGAGCUAUUCUUGGUUCACCUUCGUCGCAAUGAGGGUCAAGAGGCUGCUGAGGAACAACGAGACAUUCUUCCUGAAUUGCGAGAAGCCCGCAAACGAAGUGCCAGUUUAAUUGGGGAAGAACUAUGGCAGGUUCAUCUCAAGCGAUCACGCGGAGAGGUAGAUCUUGAUCUGCCCUCUUCACCCCUCCAAAAUGAAAACCACGACGAUACCAACAAUACGAUGGUGGUGGGCCGAUACAAUCUUCGACGCAGGACACCCAAGAAGUGA
This is a messenger RNA of Cylindrotheca closterium, 291 nucleotides long. The record is from the annotation of a GenBank genome assembly. NCBI's taxonomy places the organism in Eukaryota, Bacillariophyta, Bacillariophyceae, Bacillariales, Bacillariaceae.